Messenger RNA from Neogale vison (American mink), 613 nucleotides. RefSeq names its product transmembrane protein 18 (gene TMEM18). The transcript is spliced from 5 exons. Gene Ontology annotation, cellular component: nuclear membrane. NCBI's taxonomy places the organism in Eukaryota, Metazoa, Chordata, Mammalia, Carnivora, Mustelidae. Bases 16 to 462 code for a protein of 148 amino acids. The record is from RefSeq and is a predicted model, not a curated record.
GGGCCCCUCCGCGCGAUGGUGGGGAACCGGUGGUCGUGGCCAGUGUUCCGUGCGGAGCGGCCCGGGACACUUAGAGUCCCGAGGGCGCUGCGGGACCGGAGGCAGCAGACAGACUGGACCGAGCCGUGGCUGCUGGGACUGGCCGUCUUCCACGUGCUGUGCCUGCUGCUCACGUGUCUGUCCUCCCAGAGGCAGGGACUGCAGGUCGGACACUUCCUGUGCCUGGUGAUUUUGGUCUAUGGUGCUGAGUAUAUCAACGAAGUCGCGGCCAUGAACUGGAGGUUAUUUUCGAAAUACCAGUAUUUCGACUCACGGGGGAUGUUCAUUUCCAUAGUGUUUUCGGCGCCGCUGCUGCUCAACGCCAUGAUCAUCGUGGUGAUGUGGGUCCGGAAGACGCUGGAUGUGAUGACUGACCUGAAAACCCUGCAGGAGAAGAGAAGACGGAGGAAAAAGAAAGACUGACGCGGGCAGUCGUGUCGGUUUCUCGGGGGCACCGGGUUCCUCCGCGGCGUCGUCUCGCGCCUCCCUGUCGGCGGCCCGCACGUCUGCACGGAGGGUCCGCGCCCCAGAGCGCACCUCCCGUUGCCUUUUAAAUAAACGCCGCCGACGCUGC